This is a messenger RNA of Podarcis raffonei (Aeolian wall lizard), 874 nucleotides long. Its product is annotated as lipase member M-like. The coding region runs from base 1 to 873 and encodes 290 amino acids. Gene Ontology annotation, biological process: lipid metabolic process. NCBI's taxonomy places the organism in Eukaryota, Metazoa, Chordata, Lepidosauria, Squamata, Lacertidae. The transcript is spliced from 6 exons. The record is from RefSeq and is a predicted model, not a curated record.
AUGGCCAUAGAAAAGUCCAGGAAACUCUUGAAUCGUGCAAUAGCCCGCUGGGUGCGCUUUAUGAAUGGCCAAGUCAUUACUCAUGACCGUAUCCGGAUUGGCAAUCCGGCCUUGUACCGGAAUGAUGGGGUUCACCUUUCAGACCAAGGGAAUGAUAUUUGGUCCAAGAUGUGGCUGUUUUGGGGAGUGGCCUGCUUAGUCCAACAGGCUCUGACAUCUGAAGAAUUCAGCAGCGGAAAACAUUUGAAUCCUCAAGAAUUCAUGAAAAUUCCUGAAAUCAUCCAGUACUGGGGAUACCCCAGUGAAGAGUAUACAAUCCUGACAGAGGAUGGCUAUUACCUGCAGGCAAACAGAAUUCCACAUGGAAGAAACUGUUCUGGGAAGACAGGGCCUAGGCCAGUUGCGUUAUUGAUAGUUGACAUUAUUUUGGAAGGUAGGAGCUGGAUUGCAAAUCUUCCCGGCAAUAGUUUGGCAUUUGUCCUAGCAGAUGCAGGUUAUGAUGUCUGGAUACUAAACAACAGGGGGACCACCUGGUCUAGAAGACACAAGCACUUUUCUAUAUUUCAAAAAGAAUUUUGGAAUUUCAGUUUUCAUGAAACGGCAAUCUAUGAUAUUCCAGCAGCCAUAAACUUUAUAUUGCAGAAAACUGAGCAAAAAAGCCUGUAUUAUAUGGGCUUUUCCCAGGGAGGUUCAAUGGGUUUAAUUGCCUUUUCAACCAUGCCACAGCUUGCUAAAAAGGUGAAACUCUUCAUGGCCUUUGCUCCUAUCUACAUAUUGGUAGACACCAGAGGGCUAUUUUCAUUUCUUCUACGCUUUCCUGAUGUAUUGAAAAGAGUAGGUAUGACUCAAGCAUUUGCAGAUCCGUAUAUUUAAU